AUGGCGUCAUUUGUCAUGGCACUAAAGUUGGAAGACCCGUCAACACACAGAGGAGCAUUGGGAGCGCCAUUUUUGUUGGAGGACCCAGCAAACCAGUUCCUACAUCUCAAAAGACAUAUAUAUUUGCAGGAUUACUGGGACCCAGAUCGGAAUCCUAAUACAUGGGGCAACAUGCUGGCUGAUCAGGUUCAUGAAACAUGGACUACUCUGAAAACAACAGCACAGUAUUAUCUGAAUGUGAAUACCUUUACUUCUGACAUAUCCACUGCCCAGUAA
Messenger RNA from Neogale vison (American mink), 276 nucleotides. It is a transcript of the gene C6H3orf85, whose product is annotated as chromosome 6 C3orf85 homolog. The transcript is spliced from 3 exons. NCBI's taxonomy places the organism in Eukaryota, Metazoa, Chordata, Mammalia, Carnivora, Mustelidae. The record is from RefSeq and is a predicted model, not a curated record. Bases 1 to 276 code for a protein of 91 amino acids.